AUGCUGCUUGCUCCGCUUUCCGCCAUCGUUAGACUCCUGCUGCCGCUCUCGUGCCUGCUCCCUCGAGCGAUCGCGCCGGACGUACCGCCCGUCGGCGAAGCGGCCCCAGCAACCUUUGAGCACGAUGUCCAGCGUUACGACUGGCCGGACAUCUUGAAGCUCGCCGAAGCUCCGUCUUUCGAUCAACAUGGCGCUCAGCCAGCCUCCUUUGCUGGCCAAGCAUCGUCGUCGCCAUCGUCGCCGCAUGCCGCAGAAGCGUUCGAUCAUAACAGUCUUCCUCCAGCGGAUCUCUCCUUGCAGCCUUUGGCGGAUCCGACGUCGGCGCCGCUCAGAAGGAGUCGUCAACGAAUCGGCACUUCCCAUCCCGCCUACCGAGGUUCGCGCGCCCUGGUACACCAGUACACGCUCGGCCACGCCGCCCUCUUCGCUGCGGUCAAGGAGAAGCUCCUGGAACGACUCAAGCUUGCCCACAUCCUCCUUCCCGGUGCGCCCAUACAAGCGCUAGACGAUCGGGUCCUCUCUAUCCAGGCCGACCCGUCGAUGCUGGACGAAUCGCUCCGGAAACAGCUCAACAACCUCUUGAAUUACCCGAGGCUUAGACACACACCCACAUCGCUGCUCUCGAGCUUCAGAUGGGACGGCCCGCCCGCGUACGAUGUCGCCUUCUUCCGCCUCAACAGGUCCAAGACCCACAGCAACAGCCCACACGCCAAGGAGUUCAGGACUUUUAGGGCCAUCGCUACCCCUGCAGUCCCGGACUCUUCGGGCCGGAUCUACAUCGGCGACUUUGUCGUCCAUCGUCGCUGGCUGAACCUCUAUGUGCCGGCCCAGCCGUAG
Molecule: messenger RNA, 837 nt
Organism: Pseudozyma flocculosa PF-1
Lineage: Eukaryota; Fungi; Basidiomycota; Ustilaginomycetes; Ustilaginales; Ustilaginaceae
Exons: 1
Coding region: 1-837 (278 amino acids)
Source: RefSeq, a predicted model, not a curated record